GUUGGGAUCGUCGCCUCUGCCUGCUUAUAUCCCGACCAAAAUGCUUGCAAACCCACCACAGUGCAAUGACCCAUCACAGUGCAACGAGCAGCACGAUAUCGAUCCAUUCAUCCUCUACGCACAGUCGCUGCACAACUACACACUCCAGUUAUGGACGGAAUCCAGACGGAUCGCAGAGGAGAAAAGGCGCGACAGGGCGGGAGAAUUAGCAGGAGCGCGAAGGAGGGAAGAGGAGAGACAGAAGCAGAGGAAUCCGGUUUUGACGACUGCCAGCAACGCAGUCUAGGUAGAGACCGAGGACAAGACUGGAAUAGCUCGAGAGAACCCGAACCGGUAUUGUGGUCUGCAAUCGCGUUUGCCCUCGCUGCCGGACAUACCAUCGGGCGCACAGUACCCAUGCUAGCGUGCCCCACGCAUACUAUCGACUUGCCUGUUCUACAUGUACGGCAUCCAGAUGCCCAUGGUCACCCAUGAUACGAUAUAUAUCCAGGACUCUUACCUCUUGUAUUCCCCCUUGCAUCCUAUUGAUAUCCGCCUCCUCUCGCUCGCACCUACACAC
Messenger RNA from Laetiporus sulphureus 93-53, 559 nucleotides. RefSeq lists its product as uncharacterized. The transcript has 2 exons. NCBI's taxonomy places the organism in Eukaryota, Fungi, Basidiomycota, Agaricomycetes, Polyporales, Laetiporaceae. The record is from RefSeq and is a predicted model, not a curated record. Bases 41 to 286 code for a protein of 81 amino acids.